Symbiodinium sp. CCMP2592 is the source of this 399-nucleotide messenger RNA. Lineage: Eukaryota; Dinophyceae; Suessiales; Symbiodiniaceae. The record is from the annotation of a GenBank genome assembly.
AUGGCCACCUUGCACACCAGCGACGGCCGUGUCCUGCCCGUGCUUGGCGGCUUGCUGCGAGCACGCUGCCCAAAGCUCCAUGGAGACAGCGCGAAGGCCGCAUCAGAUUGUAGCGGCGAUUGCGCCCUGUUUGCCCGCAUGCUGCGGUUGGCUGAAGGUUGGGGGCUCCGGGACGCUGCGGAGCUGCAGGAUUUAUUGCUGGCGAAACGCAGCCGACGGCGGCGCAGCUCUUUGGCGGAGGACCUCCUUGCAGCCUACCGCAGCGGCCGCUUGCGCAGCGUCGUUUUCUACUGCCCCACGUUCAAAGAUGACGACGAGGAGGUGGGCCUGUGGCCACUGGAUGGCGGACUUGCCACGCUGCUGCUGGAUGCCCAGACCAAGAUGCAGCAGAAGCCGUGA